CGUCCGUUCUGCGCAUGCUCAGUGCGGUCCUGGCCCAUGGCGGCGGCGCGGGGCCUGCUGACCGGGCUGUGUCCGUCCGUUCUGCGCAGGCUCAGUGAGGUCCUGGACGCGGCGGGGCCGGACCGGGGAUGGCGGCAGCUGGCGGAGCGGGCGGCGGGAGGUGGGAUCCGGGUCAGCCCUCUGGACCUGGAGCAGUGCUCCCUGCAAGUGCUGGAGCCAGAGGGAAGUCCCAGUUGGAGCCUCCUGAAGCUGCUGGGAGACCGUGGCUGCACCGUGCUGGAGCUGGUGCAGUUCCUGCAGGCCCUGGAGCACACAGAGGCUCUGCAGUGCCUCAGCCUGUCAGCAAUCCAGAUUGUUGUGCAGCCAGACUCUCAGUCAGUGCUCCCUGGACAGAUGGUCAAGCUGUCUUGUUGGGCAACAGGACACCCGUUUGUGCAUUACCAGUGGUUCAAGCAGGAGAAAGAGGUCCCCAAUGGCAACUCUCCAGAGCUGGUGUUUAACCCAGUGACUGUGAACGACUCUGGCUUCUACAUCUGCCGGGUGAACAGUGAGUCCUCCUUCGUGUUCAGUCGCUGGGCACACCUGCAAGUCUGUCGUCUGCAGGGGACACCUGAGGGGAGCUUAUCUGCUUUGCCUGGGAACAAGCUGCACAUCUGUGUUCAGCCUCAGGCCCAGAGCCUGGCAGUGGGGGAUGCUUUGGUGCUGGAGUGUGCAGCUGUUGGAACCCCCAUUCCUCAGUACCAGUGGUUCAGAAAUGGAUUCCCCUUGGCAAAUGGGAGCAAAAGUGUCUAUAUGGUCACUUACGUGGAUGUGGAGCAUCAAGGGACAUACUGGUGUCAUGUGUUCAAUGAGCAGGGAGAGGAGGACAGCAACAAGAUAGAAGUUGUCAUAGAAGACCUCAGUGAUCUUCAGAAACCAGAGCUGCAAGAACAGGCAGAUCACAGACCUGUUGCAACAGACAAGGUAGCCCUAUUAAUAGGGAACAUGAGCUACUGGAACCAUCCCCAGCUCAAGGCUCCCAUGGUGGAUGUCUAUGAGCUGACCAACCUGCUGAGGCAGCUGGAUUUCAAAGUGGUUUCCUUGCUGGAUCUCACUGAGCCCGAGAUGAGGAAUGCAGUGGAUGAGUUUCUGCUCCUCUUGGACAAAGGAGUGUAUGGUCUGUUAUACUAUGCUGGCCAUGGCUAUGAAAACUAUGGGAACAGCUUCAUGGUUCCUAUUGAUGCCCCAAACCCCUAUCGCUCUGCAAACUGCCUGUGUGUGCAGAACAUCCUCAAACGGAUGCAGGAGAAGGAGACAGGACUCAAUGUGUUCCUGCUGGACAUGUGUCGCAAAAGGAACGAGUAUGAUGACACAAUCCUCAUCUUGGAUGCUCUGAAGGUUACAGCCAACAUUGUCUUUGGAUAUGCCACGUGCCAGGGAGCAGAAGCUUUUGAGAUCCAGCAGUCAGGCUUGGCCAAUGGGAUCUUCAUGAAGUUCCUGAAGGAUCGCUUGCUGGAGGACAAGAAGAUCACUGUGCUGCUCGAUGAGGUGGCAGAAGACAUGGGCAAGUGCCACCUAACCAGAGGCAAGCAGGCUCUGGAGAUCCGCAGCAGUCUGUCUGAGAAGAGGGCCCUGACUGAUCCCAUCCAACAGGCUGGAUCCUCUGCAGAGACCCAGGCCCGGAACCUCCAGUGGGCCAAGGCUCAUGAGCUUCCAGAAAGCAUGUACCUGGAGUUCAAGUGUGGGGUUCAGAUCCAGUUGGGCUUUGCAGCUGAGUUCUCCAAUGUCAUGAUCAUCUACACUCGGAUAGUGAAGCAGCCACCUGAGGUAGUGGUUUGCAGAGCCUACGUUACAGACUUUGCACUGGACCUGGAUGUGGAUCCCAAAGAGGCCAACAGAGGAACUCCUGAGGAAACUGGAAGCUAUUUGGUCUCCAAGGACCUUCCCAAGCACUGCCUCUACACCAGGCUGAGCUCACUGCAGAAGCUGAGGGAGCACUUGGUCUUCACUGUCUGCCUGCACUAUGAGUACCCAGGAACAGAGUAUACAAUGGAUGAGAGGAAGGAAGUUAACGUUGGCAAGCCCCUGAUUGCUAAGCUGAGCCUUCAUCAGGGGUUCAGAGCCAGCAGCUGCCUCCAGACCUGUUGUCUGGCCCAGAAUCACUUUCCUCAUCACAUGGAAUCGAGUCCAGUGGCAAGUGAAUACUUCAUCCCUGGCCACUGCCAGCCCAGUUCCUGCCCAGGCAUCUGCCUUCCACACCAGGUGUGCUCAGGCAGCACCAGACAACCAGAGGCCUGUGCCUGCAAUGGGAUAUUGGCUUCCAGGCAUGAAGCAGGGAACUACCGACCCCCUGUGGAGGAGACUAAUGUCCCAGUGGAGACCACAGAUGACACUGUUGAACUGGAAUCCCUCCUCUCUGACAAGCUCAGGGUCUCUAAGCAGCAGUGUCUGUGAUGUGACAUGGGAAAGGGGUUUCCAUGUCACCUGAGAUUAACAUGACUAAAACUCCAUGAGCCCCAGGAUGAUAAAUGUGCCUUUGAGCCUCACUUGUUCAGUAUCAUGGGUUACUUACAUCCUCACGUAAGGUUUUGUGUGUUCAUACCUGUUUUAGCAGCCUCCUGACACAUACUGUAAAUGAACUGAGCAGAGGAGGCUCUUACAGAGGGUGAAGACAUCAUGGUUUCAUAUUCCAGUGUUAAGAACAUGUCUCCUUCAAGCCUCAGUUUCUUUCCUUCCUCAUGUAUGUAUUAGGAUCAGUCACUGCCAUUCCAGCCCCUUGGAUGCAGCUUUGCUGUGUUCUCCUCUCCCAUGCUCAGAGUGGCAGGAGCUGACAGAUGGAUGAGGAGCUGUGCAAGGGAACCAGACCU
Melopsittacus undulatus (budgerigar) is the source of this 2846-nucleotide messenger RNA. Its product is annotated as mucosa-associated lymphoid tissue lymphoma translocation protein 1-like. The transcript is spliced from 16 exons. Bases 37 to 2433 code for a protein of 798 amino acids. The record is from RefSeq and is a predicted model, not a curated record. Gene Ontology annotation, molecular function: cysteine-type endopeptidase activity. Lineage: Eukaryota; Metazoa; Chordata; Aves; Psittaciformes; Psittaculidae. Gene Ontology annotation, biological process: B cell activation; innate immune response; positive regulation of canonical NF-kappaB signal transduction.